Messenger RNA from Magnolia sinica, 1945 nucleotides. RefSeq names its product putative transferase At4g12130, mitochondrial. Gene Ontology annotation, molecular function: protein binding. NCBI's taxonomy places the organism in Eukaryota, Viridiplantae, Streptophyta, Magnoliopsida, Magnoliales, Magnoliaceae. The transcript is spliced from 5 exons. Gene Ontology annotation, cellular component: mitochondrial matrix. The coding region runs from base 337 to 1590 and encodes 417 amino acids. The record is from RefSeq and is a predicted model, not a curated record.
UGCCCGGUGCGAUGAGAAGAGUUGAAGCUUCUCAAUCUCUGGCGGUACUGAUGAGCCGAGAUAGAUCCGUGGUGUCAUCAAUGCCAUCGGAAGCAGCGGAUAUGGCCUCCAGCAAUGAAGAUGCAACCAUGAGAUGCAGGCAAUGGCUUCAAUACAAUACAUGGUCGAAAGGACACGUGGUUACAAAUUACGUAGUCUUGAGGACACGUUUCAGUCAAUUUCAGUUGCCAACGCGACCAUCCGUCCCCACAGCGACCAGCAUGCGAUAAAACCUACAGCAAUUUUGCGAAAAUGACAUAAACCCCAUCAAAACCUCUCUCGUAGAGAAAGGAGAAAAUGCCUCUUCUUCUCAAACGCUCUCUUGCAUUUCACGGAAUCCUCUCAAAUUCUAGAAAUUUCCAUUUCUCUCCGUCAAAGCUCUUAUCUCAGCAGCAGCAGCAGACCCCACAGUACAUCGACGAAUCAGGACCCUUGGCUUCCCUUCUGAAGACCCGAUCCGUUAUCAGGUUCCGAGGCCCCGACACCGUGAAAUUCCUUCAAGGCCUCUUGACAAACGACGUUAGGCGAUUCUCCGAACGGCCUGAAGGAAAGGCGGCGGUUCUUGCGACCCCGAAUCUUCCGCUCGAAUCAACGCCUCCCGUCUACGCAGCGAUGCUCACUCCUCAGGGGAGGUUUCUCUAUGAUCUCUUUCUCUAUCAGCCUUCUCGGCCAGAUGUGAAGCUCGACAGGACUGGCUCGGGCCCUGGUCCAGAUCUGGACGGUGAUUCGCUUUCCUUAUUUGCUGAUGUUGAUGCCACUGUCCUGGAUGAGCUAUUGGAUUCCUUCAAAAAAUACCGACUGAGGUCAAAGGUUGAUAUAGAGAAUGUCUCAGAAGAAUUUUCAUGCUGGCAACGUUUUGGUGGGAACCUUUCUGGCAAGGCCUCAUCGGCAGCAGAAGAUCCCGAAGCUGAUGCUGUUGGCUGGGGCGGUGGUGUAGAUCAGGUUGGUAUAUCAGCUGCACAGGGAAAUAAUCUUGGAUGGCAGUGGCUCAAGGAUCCAAGACUGGACUCCCUUGGAUUCAGGGGAAUUUUCCCAUCCAAUAGUACCCCACCAUUGGUUGAGUCUGACAAGGAAACAAAUGAAGAGCUUUACAUGCUAUGGAGGAUAGAAAGAGGUGUAGCAGAGGGCUCGACCGAGAUUCCAAAAGGUGAGGCUAUUCCUCUUGAAUACAAUCUCGCAGGUUUGAAUGCAAUAAGCUUUGACAAGGGAUGCUAUGUGGGCCAGGAGCCUGUGGCUCGCACGCACCACCGUGGUGUCAUUCGCAAGCGUUUGCUUCCUCUAAAGUUUGUUGACAAUGAUGGCAAAGAACUGGAGGAGAAGGUUGCCGCAGGAUCGGAAGUGGUUUACGCUGCAUCUGACAAGAAGGUGGGAACUGUGAUGACUGCACUUGGGUGUCGAGGGUUGGGUCUGUUGAGACUAGAAGAGGCCUUCAACCAGUCAAGUGUGUUAAGCAUCAAGGGACAAGAAGAUGCUAAGGUUAAGGCCAUUCGGCCAGAAUGGUGGCCUGCAGAAUGGUUGCCACAACAUGAGCAGCAUAGUGCUGUUGCGUAGAGCUAAGUUGGGGACUUGUACUUGAAACCUUGGGUCCCGGUGACUGAAGUCCCCAUUUAGUUGAAAUUCAGAUCAAUCAAGGAUGUUGACGGUUCGUGAUGGAUGGUGAUGAUCACACGUGGCUGAAUCAAGGAAUAAAGGAAAUCAAACCAAAGAAUUGAGUACUCCGGUAAUGAUCCAAAUGAACUAGUUGGCUGAACCCAACUUGGAAUGCACUAGUUGAAAGAGCCCAGUUGGAUGUAGCUCGACCUGUCAGGUUGUAUGAUACUGUGAGCUUAGAUUCUCACGUGUAUGUUGUAGAGGAAUAGAUAUUUAUGUUGGCUUGGUGGCUGUUAUUAUUAUUAUUAUUAUCAUU